Messenger RNA from Trametes versicolor FP-101664 SS1, 1098 nucleotides. RefSeq lists its product as uncharacterized. The record is from RefSeq and is a predicted model, not a curated record. The transcript is spliced from 12 exons. Bases 1 to 1098 code for a protein of 365 amino acids. Lineage: Eukaryota; Fungi; Basidiomycota; Agaricomycetes; Polyporales; Polyporaceae.
AUGUCCUCCGUGCAAUCUGUCGCGUCGUACUUUGCGUACUCUGUGCGAUGGGACACGUCGCUGACCCUGUCUGCGCUGACCAUCCUGUAUUACGACUACGCCAUGACCAUAUUCUCGGAGAUCGAGUACUACUGGAUCCCCGCGAAGCACUCGCUCUCGUUCUUCCUGUUCGUGACCAACCGGUACAUUGGCAUCCUUGGGCCCAUCCCCGUGUUCUUUGAGUAUUUCUCGGCGGUCUCGGAGCAUCGGUCAGUGUCGAACCGCCAUUGUGCAGACAUUUCCACGCGGUCGCGUUCUGACGUGAUCCCCUUGGACAGAUGUCGGCAGUUGCAACUGUACCACCAGAUAUUUGCUAUGCUGAGUCAAGCGGUUGUCGCCAUCCUGCUCAUUCUCCGGACAUACGCGCUGUACAACUGCAGCAAACGAAUGCUUGCGCUGCUCAUUAGUAUGCACCUCGGCGGCGCGGUUCAUUGCUUGAUUCGUCCCAGCGCGCGUCGCGCAUUGCAUCGCGAGCUAACACGCCGUUUGAAGUCUGCAGUACUGACGAGCAAGAGUCCCUUGACGACCGACACCCCGCUUGGGUUCCGCUACUCCCUAUGCAACCUCUCGCUCACCGACGACCAAGGUGUCCAUCUUGCGCUUGCGUGGAGCGCGAUGCUGUGGUUCGACACCAUUAUAUUCCUGUUGACACUGUACAAGGCGGUUCUCAUGCGACGAGAACUGUCUGGGGGGUUGCUCGAGGUCUUGUUCAGAGAUGGAACUAUAUACUACGGAAUUCUGGUGGUUGUGAACAUGAUUAACAUCAUCACCUUCUUGAAAACAGCACCAAACACGCCUUUGAAGGGCAUGGCGACGACCAUGACGAACGUAUUGUCGGUCACACUCACGUCCCGCCUAAUGCUAAAUCUACGAGACCCAAGUCUCCAGCGGCGGAACGAGCACCACGCCGGCACGAGCCGAUUCCGCGGGUGGUCUACAGGGCAGUUCACCUCUCGAGUGAUGUCCUUCCGAUACCCCACUGGCAUGGACCCUGAGAGCGUCACGCUCGACGAUUUUGGAACCUCUUGCACAUCAGAAGGAGCGAAUAGUGGGAAGUAA